Funneliformis caledonium is the source of this 318-nucleotide messenger RNA. NCBI's taxonomy places the organism in Eukaryota, Fungi, Glomeromycota, Glomeromycetes, Glomerales, Glomeraceae. The record is from the annotation of a GenBank genome assembly.
AUGGCAGCUCGUGAAAAUAUUUUGCAGUUUUAUCCAGAUAUCCCUGAAGACGUACUAGGAGGUCUUAAUGCAGCCGUAACCCAAAUGACGUGGCGAAAUGAAAAUCUUUUCCACGUCCAUUAUUUGGUCGUCGUUUCACGAGAGAAUGCAAUCGGUACUACUUUUUUGGUAAGAUCAAUGUCCUUGAAAAGAUGGUUAAUUGGAGAUUUUUCAGUGUUUGAUCUCGUGAUCUUAGAAGGAAACCCGGAAGCACUGGUCUCCAAAUUUUCUGAAGCUACCUGUUCAACGAUCAACACUGUUGUUUCAUUAAGGGAGUAG